Vicia villosa (hairy vetch) is the source of this 1693-nucleotide messenger RNA. RefSeq names its product protein ALP1-like. Lineage: Eukaryota; Viridiplantae; Streptophyta; Magnoliopsida; Fabales; Fabaceae. The record is from RefSeq and is a predicted model, not a curated record. Bases 79 to 1605 code for a protein of 508 amino acids. The transcript has a single exon.
GAACUUUCCUCAUUCAAACUUCAACCAUUCUAAUCUCAACCCACAAAACAACACCGUCCUUAGUCAAAUCCAAAUUCAAUGGAAAUUAACACUCAUCUUCCAUUUCUCACCCAAGAAGACUAUAAUAACCUCUUCCAAGACAUCCUCAUCAACCCAACAAACAACAACAUGAAGAAACGUAACCUUGAACCUACCCAAGAAAGACCACACAAACAACAAAAACAAAACAACAACAUUAAGGAUAUCCUAGCUUCACUCCUUCUCUUAGAACAAGAAGAAACCACCGAACAACAAAACCGGUUACUCGAUUCACAGCAACACAAAUCCAUGUCCAAUUCCAUCUUCAAAAACCAAACCCAAACCAUGAACAACUACAUGGAACAUCUUCAAAAUCACUACACCGAGUUAGACCAAUCCCAUCACACCAAAUCCAAAAAAACCCGUCUCAAUACUAUCACAGCUGCUUCCCUAAUUGCAUCCGGUUCAGACCAACCACUCUCAACCCAAACCGGUUCAGAAUCCAAAGAAAUCAACCACCCGCACCAACGGCGCCUAUGGGUAAAAGACCGGUCUAACAACUGGUGGGAGAAUUGCAACCGUGAAAACUUCCCGGACGACGAAUUCCGGAAAUGCUUCCGGAUGAGUAAACCAACAUUCAACAUGAUCUGCGACGAACUCGACUCAUCAGUCACAAAGAAAAACACAACCCUCCGCGACGCGAUUCCGGUUCGCCAGCGCGUGGCGGUAUGUUUAUACCGCCUCGCGACCGGCGACCCGCUCCGCCUUGUUUCGAAGAAAUUCGGUUUAGGAAUAUCGACUUGUCAUAAACUCGUAUUAGAAGUUUCUUCCGCUAUAAGAACAGUACUAAUGCCGAAAUUUCUCAGAUGGCCAGACGAAGAAACAAUGCAGAAAACAAAACAAGAAUUCGAGGGUAUUUUCGGUAUUCCGAAUGUAGGUGGCACAAUGUACACCACUCAUAUACCUAUUAUAGCGCCUAAAGUGAAUGUUGGUUUGUAUUACAAUAAAAGACAUACAGAAAGGAACCAGAAAACGAGUUACUCGAUAACGGUUCAAGGAGUGGUUAACUCGAAAGGGGUUUUUAACGAUGUGUGUAUAGGUUGGCCCGGUUCGAUGCCAGAUAGUGAAGUGUUGGAGAAAAGUGCUUUAUAUGAGAGAGCGAAAAGAGGUAACUUGAAAGAUAUAUGGAUAGUUGGGAAUUCGGGUUAUCCGGUUUCGGAUUGGGUUUUGGUGCCAUAUAAGCAUAAGAAUCUGACGUGGACGCAACAUGGGUUUAAUGAGAGGAUUGGUGAGAUUGAGAGAGUUGGGAAGGAGGCGUUUGGGAGAUUGAAAGGGAGGUGGGGGUGUUUGAAGAAGAGGACAGAGAUUAAGUUGCAGGAUUUGCCGGUUGUUCUUGGGGCGUGUUGUGUUCUUCAUAAUGUUUGUGAGAUUAUGAAUGAGGAAAUGGAUGAGGAGUGGAAGUUUGAGGUUUUUGAUGAUGAAAAUGUUGUUGAGGAUGGUGUUUGUUCUGUUGAGUCGUUGAAGGCUAGAGAUCGAAUUGCUCAUUAUUUGUUACAUCAUGGUCGUGGUGGGACUGGUUUUUUGUAGUUUUUUUUUAGUCUUUUAUUUAUGAAAUUUAUUUGUACUAUAUGAAUUUUUGUUUAGAUUAAAUUAAAUUAAAUUAAAUUUUUAUUAA